AUGUUCAAGGCAGUUGCUGGAGAGAGACAUGUUGUGUUCUCCUGGUCUCCUCAUGUGACUCAUCUCCAUGGAGCCAUUCAUAACUACACCCUCUCCUGCUCCCCCUCCCCCUCCUCCCUCCCCCAGUCCCCCUCCUCCCAGUCUGGGAGCCUCACUGCCACUGGCUUCUCUCCCAACACUAUCUACUCAUGUUCUCUGACUCCUAACAACCUCUGGGGCUCGGGGCCUCCUGCUAGAACUACCUUCACUACAAAAUUAGGCUGA
Messenger RNA from Geodia barretti, 264 nucleotides. The record is from the annotation of a GenBank genome assembly. Lineage: Eukaryota; Metazoa; Porifera; Demospongiae; Tetractinellida; Geodiidae.